This is a messenger RNA of Ctenopharyngodon idella (grass carp), 3971 nucleotides long. RefSeq names its product potassium/sodium hyperpolarization-activated cyclic nucleotide-gated channel 4-like. Gene Ontology annotation, cellular component: membrane. The transcript has 8 exons. Gene Ontology annotation, biological process: transmembrane transport; potassium ion transport. The record is from RefSeq and is a predicted model, not a curated record. Gene Ontology annotation, molecular function: voltage-gated potassium channel activity. Bases 417 to 3869 code for a protein of 1150 amino acids. NCBI's taxonomy places the organism in Eukaryota, Metazoa, Chordata, Actinopteri, Cypriniformes, Xenocyprididae.
CGCUCUCGCUUCUAUGGCAACCCGAUAGAUCAGCAUCACCAUAUUCACGGGAUCAGAGCGACUCGGGACGGCGGAAGGCGGAGAUGUCAGCGGUGGAUUUGGGUUACUGGAUCGCGGGCGUUUGCUUGUGAUUGACAGCUGACAGGGAUCCUGAGGGUCCGUGACCUCCGCGUCCGCGUCCCCCCUCACACGUGACGAUUCCUCAGACUUUACGUGCUCGCAGAGCAACACAGUCAGUGCCUUGAAGCUGGAGACCAGUGGAUCUGGUGAAUUUGGGCAGCCUAAUGCUCCGUGGCAUGUGCUUGAGCGAAAGACAGGUGACCCUUCAGACUAUUCGGGUUCUGGUGGCAAUAAUUACACCUGUAUACUGGAUUCAUUUGUCAUUGAAUUGAUCGCGCGCCCGUUUCAAUGUCAUAAUGGACAGGUUGCAUUCGUCCAUGCGUAAAAGGCUCUACAGUUUGCCACAGCACAUCGGACAGAAAGCGUCCAUCAUGGGUGAUGCAGAAGACACCGACAAGGACACCCGGAGGAAGAGCAUCCGGAUGAAGCCCCUGCCGUCGCCGACCUCCGGCAAAGCCCUCGGGGAGACCAAAAGCGGAGAGUCCGUGAUCAUGGAGACGGACAUCGGGAGACCCGUGAAGACCAGCUCCAACGGGGACUGCCGGAGGUUCCGAGGCAGCCUUUCGUCCAUCACCAGUCGGCACGUCCACGACUCGGAUGUAGCGGAGGAGAGGCGUCUGAUCACGGAGGGAGAAGUCACCCCGAGCGAGGAGAGCCCUCCUGGAGCCGCGGAGCCCGGAGCGCAAGGCGGCGAGGAUGCCGCCGGUGCGAGCCAGCAGCAUCAGGGACUCCCGGAUCAGCAGCAGCCUGGCUUUAUAAAGCUGGAAGGCAUCGAGCAGAUCCUCCCGGACGACGAGAGGUAUUAUCAAGCGGGCUUCAUGCACAGGCAGUUCGGGGCGAUGCUGCAGCCCGGGGUCAACAAGUUCUCCCUGAGGAUGUUUGGGAGCGAGAAGGCGGUGGAACGGGAGCAGGAACGGGUCAAAUCCGCGGGAUUCUGGAUUAUUCACCCCUACAGUGAUUUCAGGUUUUACUGGGAUCUCACCAUGCUGCUCCUGAUGGUGGGAAAUCUAAUCAUCAUUCCCGUGGGCAUCACCUUCUUCAAAGACGAGCACACGCCGCCGUGGAUCGUCUUCAACGUGGUUUCCGACACCUUCUUCCUCAUGGACCUGGUGCUGAACUUCCGCACGGGAAUCGUGAAGGAGGACAACGCGGAGAUCAUUCUGGACCCUCAGCAGAUCAAGAUCAAAUAUCUGCGCUCCUGGUUCGUGGUGGACUUCAUCUCCUCCAUCCCCGUGGACUACAUCUUCCUCAUUGUGGAGACACGCAUCGAUUCGGAUUUCUACAAGACGGCGCGCGCUCUGCGGAUCGUACGCUUCACGAAGAUCCUCAGUCUGCUGCGGCUGCUGCGGCUCUCGCGGCUCAUACGCUACAUUCACCAGUGGGAGGAGAUUUUUCAUAUGACCUAUGACCUGGCCAGCGCAAUGGUGCGAAUCGUCAACUUGAUUGGAAUGAUGCUGUUGCUCUGUCACUGGGACGGCUGCCUGCAGUUCCUGGUGCCCAUGCUGCAAGACUUCCCUGCCGACUGCUGGGUGUCCAAGAACAAGAUGGUGAACGACACGUGGGGUCAGCAGUAUUCUUACGCUCUCUUCAAGGCCAUGAGCCACAUGCUGUGUAUUGGAUAUGGCAUGUACCCACCCGUUGGCAUGACAGACGUGUGGCUGACCAUCCUCAGCAUGAUCGUGGGUGCGACGUGCUACGCCAUGUUUGUUGGCCACGCCACGGCGCUGAUCCAGUCGCUGGACUCUUCGCGCAGGCAAUAUCAGGAAAAGUACAAGCAGGUGGAGCAGUACAUGUCGUUCCAUAAGCUGCCCGCGGACAUGAGACAGCGGAUCCACGAUUACUAUGAGCACAGAUACCAGGGGAAGAUGUUUGAUGAAGAGAGCAUUCUGGGAGAACUGAAUGAGCCACUGAGAGAGGAGAUCAUAAACUUCAACUGUCGAAAGCUGGUGGCGUCUAUGCCGCUGUUCGCCAACGCAGAUCCGAAUUUCGUGACGUCGAUGCUCACCAAACUUCGCUUCGAGGUCUUCCAGCCGGGAGAUUACAUCAUACGAGAAGGAACCAUCGGGAAGAAGAUGUACUUCAUCCAGCAUGGCGUCGUGAGCGUCCUCACCAAAGGGAACAAGGAGACCAAGCUGUCGGACGGAUCGUACUUUGGAGAGAUUUGUCUGCUGACCCGGGGCCGACGCACCGCCAGCGUCCGGGCGGACACAUACUGCCGUCUGUACUCGCUGUCUGUGGACAACUUCAAUGAGGUCCUGGAGGAGUAUCCGAUGAUGAGGAGAGCGUUCGAGACCGUCGCUCUGGACCGCCUGGACCGCAUCGGGAAGAAGAACUCUAUUCUCCAGCACAAGGUCCAACAUGACUUGAGUUCAGGGGUUUUGAACUACCAGGAAAAUGAGAUCAUCCAGCAGAUCGUGCAGCACGACCGGGACAUGGCUCACUGCGCCAACCUGAUGCAGAGUCCGUCGCCGCCUGCUCCUCCGUCCCCUACUCCUGUGAUCUGGGCUCCCCUGAUCCAAGCGCCUCUACAAGCUGCUGCUGCCACCACGUCGGUCGCCAUUGCACUAACCCACCACCCUCAUCUACCCGCCACUCUCUUCCGACCUCCCGUUCCCAUUCUCGGAUCGAGAAACGAGCCGCCCAGCCGGGUGAAGAGGUUUCAGACAGUUGCACCAAAAUCAGCUGGCGACUCUCCAUCCGGUUCCCCCUCAAAGCUACGUCCGGGAAUCGAUACGCCUCUUCUUGCAUCCUUCCGAGCGCAGCACUUGACCGGCUCCACUGGAUCCAGCGAUACUCGCCAACAAGCAUCGGCAUUCCCAUUUGGGAGCUUCUCCUCUUCAUCGGCGUCGCUGACUUCUAGCACUGCACAACUCCAUUCACAGCCGAGGCAAAAGCAGGCCGUUGCUCCCGGUACACCUCCGCUGUCAGGAUGCCUCCAAACAGGGGGAUUUCCAACUGGGAUCUUGGCUACAGCCUCAUCGAAUACUAGUCCUCUUUCCACAGGCUUGUACAGUCACACCCCCAGUCAGCAACCUCCACCAAAACCCUCUCAAACAGGCUCCCUGCAGUUUGCUGCUGGAGGGGGGAAGACUUCCACUGGGUUGAACCUCUUCCACACUCCCCCACCCGGAUCACCUUCUUCCAGCCGUUCCCAAGCCCCCGAGAGUUCCACGUCAUCCCAGAUCCCUCCCGCUUUAUCUACUUACCUUCCUUUAGAAAGGUCAGCGCUGGCCUCGCUUGCUCAGUACGGCUCAGCGAACGCCUCGCCCUGCUACACCCCUUUAGCCCCCAGCCCGACCAUCCAGAGCCCCGUCACGGGGAGAACUUUCCACUACAGUGACCCUUCCAGUGCCGCUGGCUCCCACACAUCCCUGCUCCUCCCGCAGUCCUCCUGCCCUGGCCAACUCCCGGGUCACCACUUCUCCGGCACAGACUCUCCACUGGGCCGCUUUUACGAGGAUUUAAACAUACUGUCCAGCUCCCACCCGUCACUUGUCGUAGAGGGAGCGGCUCAGUCUUCCCCUCAGGAGCCCGGUUACUGCCUCUCCCCGUUUUCAUCGCCGACGCUAACGCCCAAACCGUGUAGCUCGGUAUCAGGGCACAUAGCUGCCCCCGUUCAGACUUCUCCAGGCUCUCGAAGCCAAGCUCACUCUAUAGGGACGUCACCUGCACUUUCUCUCCCGCGUGCCUCCGACGGCCACCCGUCCGAACUAGAACCGCUCCGUUCGAAACUCCCUUCCAAUUUGUGAGGCUAAAUCACACCCUCCUAACUCAGUAAUAGUGAUCUUCCUCUGUGUGACCUUUUCUUUGGUUAUCUCUGUAUUGGCACUGUGUUUUAAUCAUUUAAAAUA